This is a messenger RNA of Diaporthe batatas, 1413 nucleotides long. Its product is annotated as glycine decarboxylase subunit T. The record is from RefSeq and is a predicted model, not a curated record. NCBI's taxonomy places the organism in Eukaryota, Fungi, Ascomycota, Sordariomycetes, Diaporthales, Diaporthaceae. Gene Ontology annotation, molecular function: aminomethyltransferase activity; protein binding. Gene Ontology annotation, cellular component: mitochondrion. The transcript has a single exon. Gene Ontology annotation, biological process: glycine catabolic process. Bases 1 to 1413 code for a protein of 470 amino acids.
AUGAGGAGAACAGCAUUGCUAUUCAGGCCCCAGCCCGGCCUCGGGGCAAAGGCUGGCGUCAGCAACUCACCUUCAGUGUCGCGCCGCGCCCUGUCCUCAUGCUCCUCCUCGUGGCGGCCCUCACCACCGCUGGCUAGCUCACCCCACAGAUUGCAUUCCGCAGCCACCAGGCCAAGGGAGAGCCUGGUCGCCCCGGGGCCCGGCCGCAGGGGCUACUCGUCCGAGCCUCCUCUUCAGAAGACCGCCCUGUACGAUCUUCAUGUGGCCCACGGCGCAAAGAUGGUCCCCUUUGGCGGCUUCCAGAUGCCCGUGCAGUACUCUGGCCUCUCCGUCUCCGAGUCACACAAGUUCACCCGCACCAACGCCUCGCUCUUCGAUGUCUCGCACAUGGUGCAGCGCAUCUUUAGCGGGCCGGACGCGGCCGCCUUCCUGCAGACGGUCACACCCUCCAACCUUGAGGCCCUGCCGGUGAACAAGAGCACCCUCUCCGCUCUCCUACAUCCCGAGACGGGCGGUAUCGUCGACGACACCGUCAUCACCAAGCUGGCAGCCGACCGCUUCUAUGUCGUCACCAACGCCGCCUGCCGCGCCAAGGACGACGCCUACCUGGCCGCGCAGCUUGCAUCCUUCCGGGGCAGCGUCCAGCACGAGAAACAGGACGACAAGGGGCUCAUCGCGCUGCAGGGCCCGCUGAGCGCCGGAAUCCUGGAGUCCGUCCUCGUGGACCCAGAGUCCGUGGCCCUGACGGGGCUGUACUUUGGCGGCUGUACUACGGCCAAGAUCAAGCUGCUGGGCAUGGAUGUGUCCAGCCCCGUGCUGAUCAGCCGUGGUGGCUACACCGGCGAGGAUGGUUUCGAGAUCUCGGUCCCUUCUGCCCAAGAGACCGUGGCUGUGGCCGAGGCGCUGCUGGCGGUGGGCCCGGAGAAGCUCCAGCUGGCCGGCCUGGGCGCCAGGGACAGCCUGAGGCUGGAGGCGGGCAUGUGCCUGUACGGGCACGACCUGGAUGACACAACCACCCCCGUCGAGGGAGGGCUGGGCUGGAUCAUACCAAAGGAGCGGAGGGGCGCCGAGGCGGGCUACCACGGCGCCGAGCUCAUCUCAAAGCAGCUGGUGCUCAAGAGCAAGGGCGGCCGAGGUGUCGACCGGAGGAGGGUAGGGUUCGUGGUCGAUGGCGCACCGGCGAGAGAGGGGGCAGAGAUUGUGAGCAAGGAGGGCGACAAGAUCGGCCAGGUCACGAGCGGGUGCCCCAGCCCCACGCUUGGCAAGAACAUCGCAAUGGGGUAUAUCAAGGACGGAUUCCACAAGUCGGGCACGGAGGUUGAUGUUGUCAUCAGAGGCAGAAGGCGCAAGGCCACGGUGACCAAGAUGCCAUUUGUGGAGACAAAGUAUUGGAAGGGCACGGCUCCCGCGUAG